This is a messenger RNA of Trichophyton benhamiae CBS 112371, 2325 nucleotides long. Its product is annotated as F-box domain protein. Gene Ontology annotation, cellular component: SCF ubiquitin ligase complex. Gene Ontology annotation, molecular function: protein binding. The record is from RefSeq and is a predicted model, not a curated record. Gene Ontology annotation, biological process: SCF-dependent proteasomal ubiquitin-dependent protein catabolic process. The transcript has a single exon. Bases 1 to 2325 code for a protein of 774 amino acids. NCBI's taxonomy places the organism in Eukaryota, Fungi, Ascomycota, Eurotiomycetes, Onygenales, Arthrodermataceae.
AUGGCUUCAAUCUUCCCAGACGAAUUCCAAACGCCGCCGGAUGGUGAGGCGUCUGGCCAGUCCUCUCCCCCUCUCACUCCUGGAAUCGACGAAAAUCAGCAAGAUGGUCAGCAGAAGCUCAAAGGCCGCAAGAGGAUCCUCAAGGGUAUACAGCGGAUAGCCUCCAGUCCCUCUCUGGCUAGGCUGGGCCGGGGUCGGUCUGCUUCAGAGGGUUCGCGACGCUUUCGAACUGGGGCAUCCAUGUCCUGCGUCUCUUUGACCUCCAAUUGCUGGGAUGACCCGAGCGUUUAUGGCGAUCUUUCAAACAGGCGAUUCUCACCCGCUGUUUCUAGCGGUUGCUCCGGUGCGGACGAUCACCAUCAGCCGAGCCGGGUUGUUGGAACAGACAAUACAGCUCACAAUCCGACUUCUAUUCCACUUCCGGCAGAUCUACGGCCGUCAUCUCGUGCAGUGAUGCUCGAUUCUACUGCGGAAGAAGAUAUUUUUGAGGAUGCACUGCCAGUAAGGAAGAUGUCCGCAGUGCGUCAGCGUCGGGAUACAUUUGUUCAUCUACCUAUGGAAGUCAGGAUCAAUAUUCUCCAAUAUCUCAGCCCAAAAGAAUUGUUUAGAUGUUCCGUCGUGUCUAAGAGUUGGAACAAGAUGUGCUUCGAUGGUCAACUUUGGGCUUGUCUAGAUACCUCAACCUACUAUCAGGAAAUACCUCGAUAUGCCUUGCUCAAAGUGAUUCUGGCUGCAGGGCCAUUCUUGAGGAAUCUAAGUCUCCGUGGCUGUGCUCAGCUGCUAGAUAUCUGGCGCACAGAAGGUGACCGCGUGACAAACCUGUGUCGAAACUUGGUGCAAUUGAAUAUCGAAGACUGUUUGAUGGACCCAGCUACGACCAACUGCUUCUUUACCCGUAACCCGCGAUUGAGACAUAUUAACAUGUGUGGCGUCUCUACCGCCACUAACUCCGCCAUGGAAGCUAUCGCAGAAAACUGCCCAAUGCUAGAGUCUUUGAAUAUCUCGUGGUGUGCAGGGAUAGACACUAGGGGGCUCUCCAGCGUGGUAAAGUCUUGCACUCAACUUAAGGAUCUACGAGUCACCCGCAUUGUAGGAUGGGACGAUGAGGGUAUUAUGUUAGACUUGUUCAAAUCGAACUCGUUAGAGCGGCUUGUCCUCGCUGACUGCGCUUCCAUGACCGAUGCCAGCCUGAAAGCACUCAUCCAGGGCAUCAACCCGGAAAUCGACAUCCUGACUGGCCGCCCAAUGGUCCCUCCACGAAAACUCAAACAUCUGAACAUUUCCAACUGUCGUCUUCUCACUGAAAAUGGAGUCAAGAUCCUUGCUCACAACGUUCCAGAACUCGAGGGCCUGCAUCUUUCCUUCCUUAGUACUUUGACAGAUGAUUGCAUUGCAUCUAUCAUCAACACAACCCCAAAACUACGGUUUAUCGAAUUGGAAGAACUCGGUGAACUGACAAACUUUGUCAUCACGGAGCUGGCCAGGGCUGCAUGUUCUCAAACCCUUGAACAUUUGAACAUCAGCUUCUGUGAAAAUAUUGGAGAUACUGGAAUCUUGCCCUUACUACGCAAAUGCCCCAGUCUUCGUUCUCUUGACUUGGACAAUACCCGCAUCUCCGACCUCACAUUGAUGGAAAUCUGCUCUCAGAUGCGAAAACGUGGUGUCGGACCUGAACUCUCAAAAAUUGGUUUUCGUCUGGCGGUAUUUGACUGUGGAAAUGUAACUUGGGCUGGGGUCCGGGAAGUGCUUUCUAACAACUGCUCUGUUCCCUACAUGUCCUACCCAUCUUCUGGUGCACCAAAACCAACUCGCUCAUCCCCCUCUCCUCGCUAUUCUGAUGAUGGGGAGGAGGAAGAUAGUGGAGAAGGAAUUGUUGAAGAGGAUGAUGACAGCUCUUCCACCAUCUCCAGCGGCAGUUCUAUCACUACCACGACUUCAGAUUCUGACUCUGGAUCAUCAACCCCUUACCUACCGGCGCUCUCUUCUCCCAUUCCACAGCCAACUCCCCGCCCAAAUCUCUACCCGAAAGAAAUUAUCAGCCUCAAAUGCUACUAUGGAUGGCAAAAGACCGUCGACGAACAUACCAAGAGAGUCCUUCGUGGGAAUCUCGCUUCCGCAAUGCGUCUAGAGAGGAAAUGGGGCGACUUUAUGAUGGCCAAUGAAGAGACGGGCGGCACUACCAGAAGAAGUAGACGCCGAGCAAGAGAUUUAGAAGCUCUAUAUGACAUGGACGAAGACCAGGAGUACGGUUAUGGGCCAGCUGGAUUGGCUCCAUUGGGUGGAAGAAGACGACGAGCCAGAAGUGGCGGUUGUCUCGUCAUGUGA